AUGAGGAAAGAGAUGGAGAAUUAUCUCUUCCCUCAGGAAUUCUUUAUUGAUGGUUGGCUGAGCUCCAGUCCCACUAUCUGGGCAGUUAAUUCCAUCCUUGCCUUCGUAUGUGGACUGGGGCUCUUUGUCUUCUUACUUUCCUAUUUCCAUCCUGAUCCGUCCUCACUACCAGGCAAGAAACACAGGAAGAGCAGGAAGUACCAAGCAGAGCCAUGGAGAAGGAGCAAUAGAAGCCAGAAAAGCCAGACUCUGAAAGUUUUCAGAGAUUGCCUUCAGGAUCUGGAAGAGGUUCAGGACCUGUUCUCCCUUCUGCAAAGCCACCUGGCAAGGCUCUCUGACCAAGGGGGCUUUCACCAGUCCUUACAGCAAGCAUCCCCUGGGCAGAUGCACCGAGGGGUGCCAGCUGGAGCCCGUCAGCCAUGCAGGGAGCCUGUGGAAGAUGCUGCUCCUGCCAUGGCCUCAUCACCUGCUCAUGCUCCACUGACAGGGCCCCCUUGGCCUCUGGUCUCCACCCUGCCAGCGAGACCUCAAGAAGAGCAAACUAACUUAAAAAAAAUCCUACCAGACACAGUGAGAAAGAACUUUCUUCCGGAUGUCAAGAAGCUCCUUGAACUACUAAUCAGCAAAAGGGUAGAACCAAAGAGUUGGAAGGAGAAAGAAAAAGUUGGGUCAGUUUUCAAACAGUGGUGCCCAGACGACCACGUGAGCUUCUGGGGGACUCUGUGGAAGCUGCUGGGUGCUGAGCAGAACAUCACCACCCUGCCAUCCUUCUGGAACAUGAAAAACAAAGCAGAUCCACGUGCCCAACCUCAGCCAUUCUCAUCUCCCAAGGUCUUGGAAGACCACUUGCAAUGGAAACGCAGCCAGCUCUUCUGGGGUCUCCCCUCUCUGCACAGUGAGUCCUUGGUGGCCACUACCUUGUUCUCUACUCACUCUUCUCCACUAGAGUCUCCCUCUGUUUUAUUCAAUGGGACCUCUAAUUGCUUGCCAGUUCUAAACCAGGAUCAAAUAUCUUCACAGUUUUCCCAUGCCCCACCAUUGCUGCACCGUGGGAUCCAACCCAAACCCUCAACGCUAACCUUGCCUCAGCCCCAGGUCCCCCUUGCACCCUCUGUCCCAAUAAGACCACCUUCUCUCCCAUCCCAGAGGAAGACAAGUGGGGUAUCUUGUGCUACAUCCCAGAAUAAGACACGAUCCUUUAUCCCAACUAAAAUGCAACAUCUGGAGUGGCCCUUGUUGCCAAAGCAACAAAGAAGGGGGAAGACUUUACCCACUAUGGAGAAAAGAUCUCCAAAAUUGCCCUUUGUGUUUAAGGGCAAAAGCAGCCAAGCUACAUGGAGGACCAGGUCCAGAUACCACAGGAAGUAUCAAGUAAGAUUCCAACUAGAGAAGAACUUUGGUAAGGGUCUAUGGCAGUGUCUGAAGAGGAUGCCAACAGAUCUCUCCAGGAUCUCAGGUAGGUUCCCAGUGAAGGUUCUGGGAACCAACUCUGAGAAGGAGUUUGGAAGACCCUUGAAAGGGGCCUUGGAGGGUGAUCCAGGAAAAUACUUAGCCAGGGGCCCAGAUAAGAAACAACUAGAAAAAACUUUAAAGGUUCAUUUGCACAAGAAAUUGGGACAGAUCAGUAAAGGUCUGAUCCCUGUGACUGUGCGUCGAUCCUGGUUUGUGGCCAACCAUACUUUUCCCAAGUCCCAACCCCACAUGGCUAUCAGAAAUCUAGCACCCUUGAAGGAUAGGAAGCCCUGCAUAAACACCUCCCAUGAGCUGUCCUUCCUUUGUCCUAACACUCAGCAGAAGCUGGAAACACACAUAGUAAGUUUUCGAGUGAGGCAUAAGUGGGACCUACCUCUCCAAACUGUUGAGCCCAUAGAUCUCAAACUACGUGAAGCUCAACACUUGCCCUUUCCCCAGUACUCCUUUCUGUGCUCAUCCACCUUUGUACCUGGGGCCCCCUCAAAAGCCAAAUUUUACAAGUUCUUGGGGAAACCACCUCAGCCCCAUCCAGGAGAGAAGGGUAUAACUGAAAAGUCUGAUCCCACUUCAGGGAGUCCCCUGCCUGUUUCCUCACCCAUAUGUGAGCAAAUACAGCAGGCCCUGGGAGGGAAUUCACCUGGUGAUGGCCAUCCGUCCUCAGAGACGUCUUUAUCAAGACAGGAGGGCAGAUCACCUUCUCAGGCCUCCAUUCUCAGCCUCCCAAACAGAACCCUGCAGAGCAAGACUGUUAUGGGGGCCAAGGAAGACAACCUCGAACCAAGUCCAAGUUUAGCAAUGGCCAGGAAUGAACUAAAAGAGGAGAAUGGGGGUCAGGCCUUACCAGACAUGGUAGCAACACUGAAGAUGAAGCUCAGGUCCCAAACUCCAAGGUCUGAAGGGGCCACAGAGGUGAUGGAGGCCAAGAAGGCCCCUGCUUGGAAAGUUGUCUUAAGACCCAGUGGGCUGGCCAACAAACCAGCCAUUUAUGUGGAUCUAAGGAGAUCAGGAUAUCCAGGUGCUAGGAAAAGCCCCUCACCAUCUACAGUCAAAGGACUGGAAGGCCCCCUUCAAAAAGGCAAGCCUGCAUCAGCUCCUGCCCAGAGCUGGGUGCCAGUCAGUAGCAGAUCGGUUAUGGACAACAGGGCUGCUGAAACUCAGACAAUCGUGACAGCUGUGGGACAAAUCCUGGUGGAAAAAUUGGGACUCCACCAAGGAAUUCAGGCCUCAGAGAUAUAUCAGCACAAGGAAUUGCAGGCCCCAGUACAUAGGCAUUCUUGCCCCCACAGGGCUUUUGCUUCCACAGACCAGAAGAGAGUGAUGGGAGGGAUAGCCUCCAAUCAGCAAGGUACCCCCAAGGGUCUUAGCUGCCCUAGCAAGAGCCAGCUGACCAGAGACAGGAGUGGCGAAUGGGAAAGCCUCCACAGGGACCUGGGGCCCCCAGGCAGACCCGGCCAGCACCAGCUGAUGGUGGCAGGUGUCUCAGGUCGAGUUCACCAUUAUCCUACAUGCAGUCUUCGAAAAUAUGUCUCAACCUAUCAGGCAGAGAACGCUUCACACAUCUUUCCUGGUCAGAAAGAUUUCCUUCAAGAAAAAAUCGAGUAUAUGCAAAGAAAGCCCAUUUUUUCUCACAUUAGCACAUCCUCUGUGUGCUAA
This is a messenger RNA of Enhydra lutris kenyoni (northern sea otter), 3126 nucleotides long. RefSeq names its product spermatogenesis-associated protein 31E1-like. The record is from RefSeq and is a predicted model, not a curated record. The coding region runs from base 1 to 3126 and encodes 1041 amino acids. Lineage: Eukaryota; Metazoa; Chordata; Mammalia; Carnivora; Mustelidae. The transcript has 7 exons.